GGCUGAAAUUGAUUAUAGGAUUCUCAAAUGUUGUUGCAGGUCCUUCUAUUAGGCAAAAUCAUAUUAUUUUGAUGGAAAGAGGAAGGAAGUUUAUACUUUGUACUCUUGAAUUCAUUCUUUAGCCAUUUCUGCACUAAAGAAACUUCAAAGUGCACAAAAAUCUUGUCAGGACAAGAUAAAAGACGCAUACGGUCAUGUAGAGAUUGGUGAAGUUCAAGUAGACUUGACGGAGGUGGAGACAGACCAAGAUGUACAGUGCCUCUGCUAGACAAAAUGUACGCUACUUUAGGAAUGAGCUUGACUGCUUGCAGUUCCGAAACGUGAAUACAAUAAAGAAAGCAGAGUGUCGACUCGGUAAAGUUCCCGGAGCGGUUGCAGCAGAGGUUCGAGAAAACCUUAGGGGUGCUUUAGAAAACUUUGACCACAACGAAAAUGAGCUUCUUGAAGACGAAGAAAUGCAUGGAGACGAGGAUGAGCUUGAUGCUGACGAGGUCGAGACUGGUCCAGAUUUCCCACAAACUGACAUUACUCAACCCGGACAAAGUACCCAAGAAGAUCUUUUUGGAAAAAUUCCUUACUCCGUCCCCGGUAUCAGUUCGAUGAAAUUGAUGGGCAUCGACAGUGAUAGGUUAUGGGAAAUAUUUUUCCAAAAGGCCAUUCCCUUGGGUUUACUAGAAGUAUACAUCGACAGUGCUCGUGCGGGUGGAGAUGAGGUCGGUCCAUCGAGACGUGACGAUCGUGUUCGUUCGCAUGGGGAGACGAUUGCAGAUGAAGUUAUUGACAACCCUGACUCUGAUGAUGAUGAAGAGUACAUUCCUUCGGACGAUGACAUUGACACAGAAGAACAUUGGAUCCAUGAAAUGGAAGCUGAAGCUGGUGUAAGAGGAAUUUCUCGUGGCGUGUCUGAUGGCCCUCUUGCAAUAGGAACUGUAGUCGAUGUUGUCUAUGCAUCCGAACCACCAAACCUUAAUGCUACGCCUGAAGAGACCCCGCGCUUUAAUGGACUUCCGAUAAUAUACCUUGUGUUCAUGUUCAUGCUGUUUACCACUCUUUUCGACAACAAGUUCCUCACAACAUAUUACCGGCUAGUUCUACCUCCCAAACGGCCAACAGAUGAGAUUCCACGUUCAGGGAGACGUCAAUGCAAUCGAUACCAGGGCGAGAUGGAUUUCAGGGCAAGGAGAUGAUUUUAGUUUACUAUUUUUUUAGUUUGUUUCAGGGAAGGUAUUGUAAUUCUUGUUUACUUUAGAUGUUGAGAAUGUAAUUUUCUGUUGAUGUUUUAAUAUAUUUAUGUUUUCAAUAUUGCGUUCUUUUUCUUGUUGAACAUCUCUUUAUUAAAUUUUUAUUGGUUGA
This is a messenger RNA of Cuscuta campestris, 1353 nucleotides long. NCBI's taxonomy places the organism in Eukaryota, Viridiplantae, Streptophyta, Magnoliopsida, Solanales, Convolvulaceae. The record is from the annotation of a GenBank genome assembly.